AUGGAAAACUCCACUUGCUUUGUAAACCUUUUAGCUAGCCAAGGGUGUGUUGAGCUUGACUCAUCGGAACCCCUUUGUUCCGAUGAGUCUACUGUCAAAGAGAGGAAGAAAUGGACACCAAAGGAGGAUAUAAUCCUCAUUGGUGCUUGGCUCAACACCAGCAAAGACCCUAUAGUCGGGAAUGAACAAAAAGCUGGUAAGUUCUGGCAGAGGAUUGUAGAGUACUACAACUGCAGUCCUCAGCUGGUUGGGACAACCCCAAGAGAACUUGGGCAAUGCAAGCAAAGAUGGGCUAGGAUCAAUGAUUUGGUGUGUAAAUUUUCGGGCUGCUACGAGAUGGCAUUGAGGGAGCAGAGAAGCGGGCAAAAUGACAACGAUGUGAUGAAGGCUGCUUUGGAUAUCUUCUACAAUGAUCACGGCAGUAAGUUCAACUUGGAACAUGCGUGGAGGGAGCUUCGACAUGAUGUGAAAUGGUGCUCCACCUAUCUCGAGAAGGAGAGCGGUCGGGAGAAGCGCAAAGCAGUUGCUUCUGAUGCUCAAGGGUCAUUCGCGGAGCCAGAAGAAAGACCCAUAGGAGUUAAGGCAGCUAAGGCUGGUAGCAAGAAGAAGAAAAGUGGAAAAGAAGAAGAAUUGGGAAAGAUAGAAGGACUGUUGGCGCUCAAAAAAGAAAUCUCUAGACAGAAUGUGCUAGAGAGUUUACUUGCAAAGACUGAGCCACUAGAUGACAUGGAAUUAGCUCUGAAAAUGAAACUUAUGUCUGAAAUGAUGUGA
Messenger RNA from Brassica rapa (field mustard), 771 nucleotides. RefSeq names its product glutathione S-transferase T3-like. Lineage: Eukaryota; Viridiplantae; Streptophyta; Magnoliopsida; Brassicales; Brassicaceae. The record is from RefSeq and is a predicted model, not a curated record.